AAAUACAUUCAGUACUUGUAAUUAAUCCAUUCACACGAAAGGUUUUCAUUUCAUUUUUCCUCUGCUUCUAUUCUGUGUUCAUCAGAAAAUUGACAUGGUAUCAGAUUGAAAAUCAUUCUUGCUUCUGCAAAUUCAUCUUCUCAUCUCUAAAUCUUUGAAUUCUUGAAAUCUGCAUUACAAAAUUCUGCUUGAGAAUUUUUGUAGUUGUCUUCUUCGUCUUCUUUCAUUUCUUGCACUUUCUUGAAUAGAUUCCCGAAAUGGAUUCUACCAAUUCUGCCACUUCUCCUCGCUCUGUCAUAGAUUAUUCCUCUACUCCUUAUUAUCUACAUCCAAAUGACAAUCCUGGUGCCCUCCUCGUAUCAGAAAUUUUUGCUGGAGAUAAUUACAUUGCAUGGAGUCAAUCAAUCACCAUAGCAUUGACUGUCAAGAACAAGGUGGCAUUCAUUAAUGGUUCGAUUGCUGCUACUCCUGCUGAUCAACUUGUUCUUCAUACUGCUUGGCUGCGUGUUAACAAUUUGGAAAGAGAAGGCAGAGGGUAUUGUGAUUCAAGUCAUCACAAUGGGAUUGAGUCACACUUCAAGCGCCACAAUGUUGCUCCCAAACUUUCAGAGGAAGAGCGGGCUACUAGGCGGUAUGAGAUGCAAGUGGAUGCUGAACUGCAUGAAGAGCAAAGAUGGAAACGUUUGAGGAAGGCUGAGGAGGACGAUGGGUGAGAAACUACCCAUGCCAGCUUAUCUAGCGGCAGAAAUUUCUUGGAUGCUGCUCAGAAAAGUAUCAAUCGUGCUGAAAAAGGGGGAAGCUGGGUAGGUCUGCAGUUGAUUGCUGCCUAUCCUGAAUAGUUUUAGCUGAUAACUCCAGGUUUGCUUCUCCGCCUUGGCCCCCCUGCACAUGGGAUAUCUCUCAAGUAUUAGCUUUGAACCGUGUAUUGAAAUAUGAAUAGGGCGAAGUGAUAAUCGCAUUCUUUCGCAAUUUACUUCUCCUUAGGGGCUAAUAC
Messenger RNA from Carya illinoinensis, 994 nucleotides. RefSeq lists its product as uncharacterized. The record is from RefSeq and is a predicted model, not a curated record. The coding region runs from base 258 to 713 and encodes 151 amino acids. NCBI's taxonomy places the organism in Eukaryota, Viridiplantae, Streptophyta, Magnoliopsida, Fagales, Juglandaceae. The transcript has 2 exons.